UGGAGGAGGCAGGCAGAGGCAGGGAGAGGGUCGAGGGAGGAGAGAGGGAGACUGGGAGAGUGUGGCUGAGGCAGUAGUAGCGAGCGCCGUCCACCUGGCACGCUGAAAGAGGCACCGUGGUCCUGCUUGUUGGGGAGCCAGCCGCCGGGACGAGCCAUGGUCAGUGUGGGUGCCUCCUGACCCCCUCCCUCCCCCCACCACCACUGCAGAUUUUGAUGGUAUGGGUUUCGACUUGACACGAUUCCAAGGGGAGGUGGACGAGGAGUUGUUGUGUCCUAUCUGCUCUGAGGUGUUAGAGGAGCCCCUCCAGCUCACCUGCCAGGCUCCCUCGUGUGAACAUGCCUUCUGCAGCGGGUGCAUCAAUGAGUGGCUCUCCCGACAACAGACUUGUCCUGUCGACCGCCAGCCAAUCACUUCCUCCCAACUUAAAUCAGUCCCCAGAAUACUGCGCAGUUUGCUUUCAAAGUUAUACAUUUCUUGUGACAACAAACCUCAUGGCUGCACCUCCAUUGUGAAGCUUGAUGCGUUAACCUCACACUUGGAGGAGUGCGAGUUCAACCCCAAGCGCCCGGUGCCUUGUGAACAGGGGUGCGGCCUCAUUAUACCUAAGGAUGAACUAAAGGACCACAACUGCUUACGUGAAUUGCGAAGUUUAAUACAAAACCAGUCUGGCAAAAUAGCUGAACUACAACAGGAACUUGCAGAAAAUAAAUACCAGCUCAAUGAACAGAAGAGAGAAAUUCAACUCCUUAAGGAUUUCAUGCGUGCCAUGAGGAUCAGCAACCCUCAGAUGAGAGCAAUAGCUGACCAGAUGGAACAGGAUGAGGUGGUACGGUGGGCCAGCUCCCUAGCACGGGCAAGAGUCACCCGCUGGGGCGGCAUGAUCUCAACUCCUGAUGCCAUGUUGCAGUCUUCCCAACAGGCUGUGAUUCGUCGGUCCCUGAGUGAGUCAGGGUGUCCGCCUCACAUAAUAGACCAGCUCAUGGAGAAUGCCCACGAGCGACGCUGGCCACCAGGACUGUCCACGCUGGAGACUAGACAGGUAAUGAAUCGGAGACAUUACGAGAGCUACAUCUGCAAGCGAGUGCCCGGGAAGCAGGCAGUGGUGGUCAUGGCAUGUGACAACCGACACAUGAAUGACGACAUGCUGCUGGACCCCGGCCUUGUCAUGAUCUUCGCCCACGGGAUUGAGUGAAGAGCUUCUGGUGCUAGUGUGCAGCUUUUUGCUAAUGUAACAUGAAAUGUCAGACCAUGUCUGAGAAAGUCUGUUUCUUGUGAAGGACUGAAAAGCUCAGAAAUAAGCUGUGCUGUUUCUGUUUUGUGUGUGUGUCUGCUUGAAUGUUUGCAGUUUUCAAGAGGGAGGUUUUGCUUCCAUGGGAAUUGAAAAAAAAUAUGAAUGGAAUUGAUGCAUUUUCUGCCUUGCCUAAAAAAUACCUGAAAACUAUUCUGGUUAUUUGAUGAAAAAAAAAAGUGUGCUCUGUUUUCUUUCUGUUUGAUUGAGUUUCUUUGCACGUCAUUUCAAGUGUUGUGAAUAUUUAUAAGCUACACCAUUGAUGUCAAAGACUUCACAUACUGAGAGUUUUGGAAAAUGGAAAACUGCCACCAAAAGAAACUACACAUCAGAGUAAACAUUCAGAAUGACUCCACAGGGUCUUGAUUGUUGUUGGUUAUUUGUGAUAUUUAAUUUCAAAUCCUGGAUGCAUUCUUUUCCCUCGCAUUCAAUAUGAAAGUUUAAUUUCAAGACAAGUUUUGUGAAUUGAAAAAUUUGUGAAUGGCAAGUCCCAUGUCCUCUGUUAUAUGCCAUUAAUAUUCUGUUUUGAGUUUCUGCCUUUGAGAAACCUUGCCAGAAACAUUCAUAUUGAAGAAUGACAUUUGAUAAAGGUAUACCUACAGACAUGAGUUGAUCAUACAUUUUGAUGUUUUCUGAGUUCCACAAGGAGCCUCCAGCCACCCAGGAAAGCCAACAUACACCCAUGUUCUCAUGAUAGCAUAUAUUUCAGUAGUAUACAGAACCACCUGCCCAUGAUUCAUACGCACAAAUAUUCACACACAGCAGUGGUCAGAGUGGUCCUAGUGUUAGUGUGUAGCACGUGACACUAGUGGGGGGGAAGGGAUCUUGUGGGUAAUGCAUAGAUUGACUUCAUUUGUUAUCUCCUCACUGUAGAAGGAAAAGGAAUUACUACACUAGAGAAGAAAUCCAGUGCCAAAGGUGUGAGGGUGACAGGAAUGGAGACACCAUGGGUGACUCCUGCAAUACUUUCUAGGAUGAAGGCUUUCCUGGAUAAAAAUUUCAUUUAGGAAAAGUUAAAUCUGUUAGUUUUAAUAUACAUUUAAAUAUGAUAAAAAAGAAUUUCAGAUUAUACCACAACAUAAGAUAUAUUUAAAUAUGAUAAAAAAGGAACUUCAGAUUAUACCACAACAUAAGAAGGAUAUAGGCAAAAGUGUGUGUGUGUGUGUGUGUGUGUGUGUGAGAGAGAGAGAGAGAGAGAGAGAGAGAGAGAGAGAGAGAGAGAGAGAGAGAGAGAGAGAGAGAGAGAGAGAGAUGCAUACAUGGACAGUCAACUAAUGCCAAUCUCUUACCUAGAGCUACGUUGACAUGUUUUGUACAUAUGUCCAGAUAGUGUACAUAAAGUCUCAUUAGUUGAUCAGCACUGCAUAGUGUGGCGGUCAUUCUCCCCGGCAUGUAUUUAAUUGGUGUGCAAUGAGGGUGCUUAUUGGUAACACCCCAAGUUGUGCGGGUCAGCCCAGCAACUUAUUGCAACUGAGGUUGUGAACUUUUUAUCAAGUUAUAUUGCUCCAGCAGUAAACUGUUUGAAAAUAAAAUUAUGAAGCCUGAAAUUAUGAACACCUCUUGAGUAUUGCUAAGUUGUCAUGAAGGUUUCACAUCAUUUUAAUCUCAUACUUAAUAAGUUAUGUAUUUCCAUAGAGAAGAGUAGGAUGUUGAUGAGCACAUAGCACUCUUCUGGUGUGUUACUGCUGACUGUACAUUUAACUCGUGUAUAUGUGGCACUGAAUUGAAACGUUUUGAUAUUAACAUAUCGUCUGUAACAAGAUGAAAUGGCAAGUACUUCAUGUAUUAUGUUCUCCAUCAGAUGGAGAUGAUUUUGUACCUAAAGCUUUCAAGAAGAUACUAAUGUACGAGUGAGCAGUACUCUUGUCAUUCUGAUGCUGUAAAGCUCAGUAGAGAAUAUCAUGAUUACUGGAUGAUCUUGUUAUUUAUACUUGAUAGCAGUGUUGGUGCAGCACACUGACAAUUUAUUUGUAGAGAAAACUACAUCCCACAGCCUAGCUUGUGAUUUUUUUUUUUUUCUUGUUCUCUUGCUAUAAGUUAUUGUAGUGCUUAUGCCAGAUUGUCUCUCCACACCACCCCUCUCCUGUGCUUCCUGCCACUCCACCUACACCAUACACCAUCCUAACUUUUCAUCCUCCUCCACAUCUUCCUUCCAUGCCUCACCUGCCCUACUCCCAGCAUAGCCUGAUUCCUUCACACAAAACAAAACAAAUGUCCACAAACCACAUGAUUACCACUGUGAUGGUGUCCAACGGUGCAAAAGGUGCUACAUGUACACUCACACUCUCCAGACACCUUUGUUAACAGAUAAACACACUACCAAGUUUUCUGCAAUAACGUGUGUGUGUGUGUGUGUGUGUGUGUGUGUGUGUGUGUGUGUGUGUGUGUGUGUGUGUGUGUGUGUGUAACUGCCAUUCUACUUCUGUCUAGCUUUGGCUGUGAGGUGAUUAAUUCCAGUUCUGUUGUGAUGUGUGGUUGUGGUGUGGCAGAAACACUCAAUUACUGUUCAUUCCUGCAAAGCCUUUAUAUUAUUAUGGUGACAUUCCUUAUUUUUCCAUGCACUGUCCAGCACCGACAACAUUAUCUUGGUCUGGGACACUCUUUUAUGUGCUGUCCGGAAGUUAUAAUUUACUACUUAGAACUUUAUGGUGCAUUCUCAAUGCACAGUAAAAGUUUUUGAACAAAGUGUGGUCAGUCAAAGGUUUGAAGGAAACAAGUAUACUAAACAUCUCAGUCUCUUUUGCUUAUGUGCACCACACAUUAUUCCUGUGUCAGUGUUUGAUCUUUGCAGUACUGUAGUCUUUUCCACAUGGGACAUAUGAUAGGUAAGUGUUGAGUUCCUGCAGUAUGCACAGAUGGUAUUUAGUUAUUCCCACGUACGUACAACUUGUUAGAUUCAUACUGCUGGAAGUAUCCCUUCAGUACAUAUAAUAUGUUCCUCUCAAAUGUUGCAGGCAAAGUAUUCAUAUGCCUUACUCACUGAUGCUGUAAGAAUAUGAAACCACUAUCUAAAGUAGUUUACAAAACUUGAAACUAUUGUAUCUGAAGCAGAAAGGGAAAAGAAAGGAGUUUGUUUAGUUCCCCUUGCUUGUUUUGUACUCUUUAUGUACAGCUGUGCUGCUGCACCACAGGUAUCUUGCUUUUUACACAUAUAAGUGCUCAUGUAAUGCCUAGGUGCUUCAUAGAACUUUGGUUAUAAUUUAUGAAUCUCAUUUUGCAGGAAUUGGAUGUAUUUUCAGCCACUUGGUGAAUUCUGACUAAUAACAGUCUUAGAAAUACAAAGUCUCUCUGAGGUAUUUAAGGCAACUUAACCUUAAAAUGCUUUAUAAUUAUGAGGAAUACAUGGUGUUGUUGGUUUUGUAAAGUUUUGUUUGAGUUGUGCCAUGCCUUGGGAGGGAUGCCAGUCAGUCCUUGAGGGAGGUUGACCAGAGAGAAUCAAAUACAUACUGAUGUACAUACACUGAAAGUGUGGUUAAGAAACUUCAAGUGGAAAUUUAAAAGGAAAGCAAAUUAUUAAUUGCACAGUGACAGUGAAAAGAGUGUUUCCAUUGAAUUAUGGAAUUGCAUCUUUACAUGUGCAAUAAUUCAUAUUUGACAGUUAUACAAAUUAUUGGUAUAUUUGUUCAAUCCUGUAUUUGAAAAAAAAUUAAGUUUGUUAGAUUUUUUUAUACAUUUUUUUGUGUAUGUAUUCAUAACAUUGUAUAAAUGUAUUGGAGUAUAGCAGCUGAUUGAUGUUCUUAUAUUAGGUAUUGUGAUGUUUAAAGCUGUGAUUUAUUAUGUUCUAGUUAAAAUAUAUUAGAUGUUGACAGUAGGAUAUUGACCUGAAUAUCCAAAGGAAGUGUUAUGGUGUUAUGAAUGAAGAGUUCCUCUGUACAUAGCCUUAGACUUGCAUUAGAAUGUUUGCCCUCAAGGGAAAACUGCAUCAGGCAGUGAUCUCAGCUGUGACAAAGACAAAACUGACUUGAGGCAAAUGUGCAUGCAUCUUGAACUGACCUGAACUUUGAAGAUAAGAUAACAGUUCUCACCAUACUAGAGCUGUCAAAAUGCAAAUAACCUUUCCAUACAGGCCACACAAGGGCUAAAAUAGCACACUAAGAAGAACACAUUCCAUGCCACACCGGUGGAUCAAGAGAGCAAUGAAUGAACAGAAUUCCAAAUCUAAAUUACACUUACCAACUCUGUGAAUAAAGGAAAAGUUUGUACUGUUACAUAAUAUUGAGUAUUGUGCUCUAACUGAUGCAGAGAGGAAACGUUUGGACAAAAGUGGAACAACUUAGCAAUUAGUAGUGUAAUGCUCAAGAUGUUGCACAGUUUUUAUAUAGCAGUGGCACGUAGUAGUGAAAAUAAUGUUGGGCACAUCUUCUGUUACAUCUUAAGACACCAGCAUGAAUUGACUUUUGUUUUUAGGUUACUGCUCAUAACCCUUCAUUUUGUAGCUUUCAUUAGUUGUACUUAGAUAGUAAUAGAGUGCAUAGCCCUUGUCUCCUCUCCAAGUUCUGUACUUCUCACAGUUCCUGCAGUUGAAUCAAGAUUUAUUUAUUGCAGAUCCGUCCCAUGUUAGCUUUUCAAUACUGGUAGAAUAUACUUCAGCAAAAGUUCUUAGCUUUACUCUUAGAGUGAGUACAUAGGAGUUUAUCUAGGGACCGGUGAUGACCUUGCUAGUGUGAGUGAGUCCUUGACACUUCUGUACUUCAAGUAACUUAAAUUUUAUUUGCCACAUGUGCCAAUACUGUAAUUAUGUACAUUUCGUGAAAACUUGAUGCAACAAAUAUAUAUUUUUCAAUUGUGAAAGCUGAGAAUCUAGACUUUGAGGUAUUCUUACAAAAACUACAGUAUCUCAUCUCUGUUUAUCAUGUAUCUCUUAUGAAUGCCAUACUUUACUUAUUGCUGGUGUAUUCUCAGGUGGUAUAAGUGAAGGAAAUUAAUACCUGUAAAUAUCCAACCUUGUAAAUUACUUGCUACCCUUUGUUCACUCAGUAGCAUUGUUAGUGUAAACAUGAACCACACAUAUCCACCCAGCGGCUACAGUGACCAGCGACUGGGUGAAGUAUUAAUGUGUCCCAUAAUUGCACUGAGUGAGUAGCACUGUCCUUCCAGUGAAAAAAAGCUGUACAAGGACAUAAAAUUUAAUUUCACCUGCUUACACACAUAUAGAUGCACUACUUGUUGUCAAAGAAGUUUAUGCAUAUGCUUAUAUAAAACACUAGCCUCUAUCUCAAAGUCAUGUAAGGUUUCUGAGAUGCUCAACAUUCCUUCUUCUGUGUCUCAUUCUCUAAGAAGUACAAAAUACUAGAGGAUGUCAAAGUGGACCCAUCACAUGUUUGCAUUUUCCAACGAGUUCUUCUUAUUGAAGGGUUUUAAGAAGAGCCAGAGUGUGUUUAUAUUUGGAGUAUUGUGUAAUUUCUAGGAAAUACCUGUUGGUAAGAUAUUCUUGCCCACAAUUAAGCUGAAAACACCACUCAAACUUACAUGAAUAACGAGUGGUGGAUGUGCAUUCCAGGAUGACCGAGACAUUCCAUUUAACGUUCUACAAAGCUGAUCAAAAUGAUGCUGUUUGUGAGGAAGAAACAUAUUGACUUAUUCAGUAUGGUCUUGUUAGAUAAUAUGAACUAUUUACUUGUGCAUUUAUUUAUUUAUUUAUUUUUUUUUUUAUCUAAUGCUCAAGAUGUGAAAUAUUUGAUAUAAUUACUGUUAUUACUAAUUUUCAUUAUUAUUAUUAUUAUUAUUAUUAUUAUUAUUAUUAUUAUUAUUAUUAUUAUUAUUAUUAUCAUCAUCAUAAUCAUCAUCAUCAUCAUCAUCAUCAUCAUCAUUAUUAUUGCUACUGUUGUGUGAAUCUCAUUAAAUACUUUUCUGUAAGUCUCAUGAAAUAUUUGUAUCAUCAAAGGAAGUUGUACAGUAGAACCUCAGAACAACACAACAGUCUUUGAGCUUAAUACUUCUCAAUAUUCUGUUGACAUGUUCCUGCACUCCUCAGUGACACACACACACACACACACACACACACACACACACACACACACACACACACACACACACACGAAAACCUGAUAUAAUUCCCAUCAGGACUGAGCUUAAAACAUACUGCAACUUAAGACUUCUUAGUAAAAUCAAAUGUCUUUGUGAGGUUCUACUUCUUACAGUCCUAGAUGAGGAAUUUCUGCACACACCUGACCUGUUAGGUGUUAUUACAGAAUUACACCUGUCUCACUGCCAGAUAAAACUAUUUCAUGUAUCAAUUUAUUCUAUAUCAGUGACAGUACAUACUUCACUUUCAAAUAAUCAUCACUGCAAUUAUUGUUACUUUUUAUAAUUAUUUCAUAGGUACAGAGGUCAUAUUGAGUUGAAUAAAAGGAAGAAAUGAUAAGUGAUUUGCCUUUGGUUGCUUUCAUUACGAAUUGUCACAGUGAUCAAUUAUGAACAUAAAUGAAACUACAUGUUUUUAUUGACCAGAUAAGAAAAAAAUGGUUCUAUCUGUCAAAGUGAGACAAGUUGAUUUACUAUUUUUUGAUGUUUUGGUUUGGCAGGUUAAUUAUUACUGUCACCUUUACCUGUCAGUUAAUUGCACCCAUUCCAGAAACAUUAAAAGGAAAAAAAAAGUCAGAUGAAUGGUAAAAACAAGGCUGUAGAUAUUUGGCCAAUUGGAGUUUUGAGCGUUUUUAAAAAGAAUGUACAUAAUCAUUCAAGAAAGAAGUGUCUGUGAAGUUCUUAGAUCCAUGUUAGUAGAUGUGGAGUACAUAUUUUGUGAUAUUGUAGACUUAAAAAGAAACUGCUGUAAAGAAUGCUGCUGAUCUCAAUCCUUACCGCUGCCAGUGUCUUGGGAACAUCUGGCAAGUUUUUCAUUUUCAUUAUUUUUUGCUACUUCUCACCUAGAAUGCUGUAAGAAAGUUCAUUCGCGUAAUUUCAAAAGAAAAAAAGGUAUGAACAACAGCUUGUUUCCUGUUCUUUCAAAAAUGUUAAUUAUUAUUAUUAUCACUGUUUUAGACUAAGGCGAUGAAACUUGGAACAUCACCACGUUUCUUUAUGCCAGUGAAUAUGAAAUAAAUAUGUACAAAUCGAA
This is a messenger RNA of Scylla paramamosain (green mud crab), 8348 nucleotides long. It is a transcript of the gene elgi, whose product is annotated as E3 ubiquitin-protein ligase NRDP1-like. The coding region runs from base 221 to 1195 and encodes 324 amino acids. Lineage: Eukaryota; Metazoa; Arthropoda; Malacostraca; Decapoda; Portunidae. Gene Ontology annotation, biological process: protein ubiquitination. The record is from RefSeq and is a predicted model, not a curated record. Gene Ontology annotation, molecular function: ubiquitin protein ligase activity; metal ion binding. The transcript has 8 exons.